Pistacia vera is the source of this 2051-nucleotide messenger RNA. Its product is annotated as armadillo repeat-containing X-linked protein 2-like. The record is from RefSeq and is a predicted model, not a curated record. The transcript has 4 exons. Bases 122 to 1717 code for a protein of 531 amino acids. Lineage: Eukaryota; Viridiplantae; Streptophyta; Magnoliopsida; Sapindales; Anacardiaceae.
GAAAUAUGCGUCCCCCCGAAGAAAUCAAAAGGAUAACCCUCACAUUGCAUGCUCUCUCGACUUCACUGCAAAACCCUGAAAUCAGUUGAUUAAAAUCAUUCUAUUGAAAUUGGAAUUGAAAAUGAGAGCAACGAGAUUCAGUAAUCUAACCAAACACACCCCUUUUUCACUCCAAUCGUCUUCUUCCUAUUGCUCUGGUGGUGCAGGCCGUGGUCGCGGCCGCGGCCGCGGCGGCGUCGGCUCCGGUUCCUCGCCGUUUGACCAUUUUGGUCCGACCAAAAUCAUAGGUCAACCCACAACCGAGUCAAAACCCGAGUCGGCACCGAGUCAAAACCAAGGGCGAAGUGCCCCUCUCCCUCCUCCCUCCACAGAGCUCCCUACUUUUUCCUCUUUCAACUCCACUGUUAAAUCGACCAAAAUCAUAGGUCAACCCACAACCGAGUCAAAACCCGAGUCGGCACCGAGUCAAAACCAAGGGCGAAGUUCCCCUCUCCCUCCUCCCUCCACAGAGCGCCCUACUUUUUCCUCUUUAAUCUCCACUGUUAAAUCGACCAAAAUCAUAGGUCAACCCACAACCGAGUCAAAACCCGAGUCGGCACCGAGUCAAAACCAAGGGCGAAGUCCCCCUCUGCCUCCUCCCUCCACAGAGCUCCCUACUUUUUCCUCUUUCAUCUCCACUGUUAAAUCAGGUGGUGCCGGACGCGGCCGAGGCCAUGUGACUCCCGGGUCUGAACCUAGUCAAACCACAGACUCUCGCAAACCGCUGAGAAUAAACAUUGGGACAGGGUUGUCCACUAAGUCGACUCAGCCGACUGAACGCAAACUCCCAUCAAGUGUCCUCUCUGUCUUAUCCGGGGCGGGGCGUGGAAAGCCAGGUUCACAACCGUCACCGUCGCCGCCUCCGAUAGUGGAGGAAGAAAAUAGGCAUCUUCGGUCCCCAACCAGACGCACCCAAUCCGAUUCGGAAGCUGCCCGACCCAAGUUGAACAGGGAAGAGGCUGUUAAACAGGCAUUGAGGGUUUUAGCGCAGGGUGGAGAAGCUGGGCCGGGGCGAGGACGGGGCAGAGGAAGAGGGAGAGGGAGAGGGAGAGGAGAUAGGAGGUUUAGAAGGGGAUUGGAGGAUAAAGAUGAGGGAUUUGGUGCAGGUUUGUAUUUGGGAGACAAUGCUGAUGGGGAGAAAAUGGCUGAGAAGAUUGGGGUUGAGAAUAUGAAUAAGUUGGUUGAAGGGUUUGAGGAGAUGAGUGGUAGGGUGCUACCUUCUCCUAUAGAUGACGAGUAUUUGGAUGCUUUCCAUACAAAUUGUUUGUUUGAGUUUGAACCCGAGUACUUGGUGGAGUUUGAGAACCCAGACAUUGAUGAGAAACCGCCUAUUCCUCUUAGGGAUGCUCUUGAGAAGAUGAAGCCGUUCUUGAUGGCGUAUGAAGGAAUUCAAAGUCAUGAAGAGUGGGAGGAAGCCGUCAAUGAAGUUAUGGAGAGAGUGCCAUUAUUGAAAGAGAUUGUUGAUGAGUACAGUGGACCUGAUAGGGUAACUGCUAAGCAACAACAGGAGGAGUUGGAAAGAGUUGCCAAAACUGUUCCUGAUAGUGCACCAGCUUCUGUAAAACGGUUUGCUAACCGUGCAGUCGUUUCUCUUCAGAGUAACCCUGGUUGGGGAUUUGACAAAAAGUGCCAAUUCAUGGAUAAGCUUGCGUGGGAAGUUUCUCAACAUUACAAGUAAGACUGGAAUGCCUAUUUAGUACUGUUAGCGAACUUAGCAUCUUCAAUUCCUGAGGUUGAAUUGUGAAGCCAUCUGGUAUGCAAAGGUUGAGGAUAUUCACAAUUUCUUUGGAAAAACAAGCAGAAAUUUGAUUAUUUUAAUUUUUGUUUCUGAAUUAUGUGCUUAAUAAGCUCUUCAAAAAUUUUGUUCAAGAGUUAUCUUGUUUUAUUUGUGAUAUAUGUAUAUUAGAAAUUAUAACAGCAAUUUUCCUGGUUAAGAUUUCAGUUUGAUGUUAGACAAUUUUGUAUGGCUUUAAAGAUUAUAGGCAGGAAGAAGAGAAAAUUCCUUUAUAUCA